Messenger RNA from Exaiptasia diaphana, 1337 nucleotides. Its product is annotated as protein rolling stone. The record is from RefSeq and is a predicted model, not a curated record. The transcript is spliced from 2 exons. Bases 171 to 1100 code for a protein of 309 amino acids. Gene Ontology annotation, cellular component: membrane. Lineage: Eukaryota; Metazoa; Cnidaria; Anthozoa; Actiniaria; Aiptasiidae.
AGUUAUGGCGUGUUGAUAAGUGUUUUUAACAUCGGUAACCAAUAGGACUUCGCCUAUUGUUAGGUAAAUGAGUCCCUCACGCCUGAAUAACACAACGCCGAUGCAUUCAAAUAACGGUGUGUGAAAGCAUGGUUAGGUUAAGUUGGAGCGUUUGAAUUCAACCCCGUACAAUGCCGUUUCGCUGUGACUUUUCUGAUGUCCUAACUGAAUUCCAAUUAAAGAACUUUCGCUUGAUCUAUCACAAUUCGGCAGAUUUCACUGAAUCUCCGUUCUUUGGGGUGUUAGUUGUUCUAAUCUACCGCUGUAUCUUCGCCGUCUACUGUUUCUGUUGGCUCAUUGCAGGCAGCGUCCAUCCAACCAAUGGGGAUACCAAAUGGUUUAUCUACCUAAGCAACUGGGCAUACCUAUUUCUUACAAUCUACUACAUAUAUUCGUCUAUUCUUACUGGUAUUUACUACCGUGGAGAAUGGAUGAUAGGAGAAUACGAUGUGCAAGAUAACGACGUUUUAAGACCCAAGUCAAGAUCACGCUUAGGCGAAACUGAGCAACCGCCAGACGAGGAAAUCCGCUAUGAUAAUCCGCUGGACAUGAGGAUCGAAGAGCCGGUACGCUGGUACCACGAGACAUUAUGGGUUAUCUACAACAUCGCCGCGACUAACGCCGUAGCUGUGACUUUGUAUUAUAUUAUAAUUGGCUAUCCCAAGUCCCUCUCGUCCUACACUCCGGAUGGACUGGACAUAAGCACACACGUGCUGAACACGAUUUUUGUCCUUGCGGAUACGUCCCUAAGUCGCGUUCCCGUGCGUAUUUAUCACGUGAUUUAUCCCAUGCUUUUCUUUGUAGUUUACGUAAUGUUUUGCGUCAUGUACUGGGCUGGCGACGGCUUAAACACUUACGGAUACACUUUUAUCUAUAGUUGGUUGGAUUUUACCAACAAACCAGGUGUUGCGACGGCGUUCAUAUUUGGAUACACGUUUGUAGCUUUGGUGAUUGCGCAGUUGAGUCUGUUUGGGAUUAGCAAACUUCGUUUAUUUAUCAGCAAGAGGGUAAAAUUGCACCAAAGAUCGAAGAGGCAGAGGAGCUUGGAGCACGAAACAUGAAUUGAACACGUGAUUUAACCAUGCAGUGGUAGGGUGGGGGGUAGCCAUUUUACAACCCUCCUUUUUAAUGAUGUAAUCAUGUGGAAGCAGAAACCUAUAAGGAACUUAAAACGUAUAGCGCCAGUACAUUUCUUUAGUACCAAGCGUCGGAAUAUUCAAAGCUCAUUAAAAAUUCGAAAGCGAACGUUAUGACCAUAUUUGGAAAAUUCCGCUGUUGGAUAAAGCGUGGAUUUCACU